This is a messenger RNA of Dunckerocampus dactyliophorus (ringed pipefish), 1161 nucleotides long. RefSeq lists its product as uncharacterized. Lineage: Eukaryota; Metazoa; Chordata; Actinopteri; Syngnathiformes; Syngnathidae. The record is from RefSeq and is a predicted model, not a curated record.
AUGAGGGCAGUGAAUGUUACUAUUGCUAAAAAACUUAACCUUGAUCCACACGUCUUAGCUAACUACAGACCACUAGCCAACCUUCCAUUUUUGUUCAAGAUUCUAGAGAAAGCAGUUGCGGGUUUUCUUCAAUUUGCAGGCUUUCAAUCAGGAUUUAGGAUGCACCACAGUAAAGGAACAGCACUCGAAAAAGUGACAAAUUACCUCCUCACUGCCUCAGACAAAGGCCUUGUUUCAGUACUAGUUUUAUUAGAUCUUACAGCAGCAUUUAACACAAGUGACCACUGAAUUGUAAUACCGAGAUUAGAACAUGCCCUCAGCAUUAAAGAAACUGUAUUAAAAUGGUUUUAGUCCAACUUGUCAGAUCUCCUGCAGUUUGCAUUCAUUUCUAACAAAGAAACGAUACACGUGAAGGUCAGCCAUGGCAUCCCACAGGGUUCCAUACUCAAACCUGUACUGUUCAACAUUUAUAUGUACCCAUUAGGCAGUCUCUUUAUAAAACACUCCAUAAUGUUCCACUGUUACGCAGAUGACACAAACCCCUAUCAAUGAAACCUAACAAAACUAGUUAGUUGUCCAAACUCCAAACAUGCCUCUAAAUACAUCAAGAGCUGCAUGACCUCAGAUUUCGCAUGAUUAAAUUCAGAUAAAACUGAAAUCAAAGUCCUUGGUGCUCAACACCUCAGAGACAAGAUUGCAAAUGAGAUAAACGCCCUAGAUGGUCUUGCAAUCAGCACUGUCAGGAACCAUGGCGUCAUCUUUGAUCAAGAUCUUUCCUGUAAUUCAAGACAAGUGUCAAGAACAGCAUUUUUUCAUCUACAAAACAUCAAAAAACUCAGAAAUUUCCUGCCACUACCAGAUGCCGAAAAGCUUGUUCAUGCUUUUGUGACCUCCAGGCUGGAUUAUUGUAAGUCCCUGUUAAUAGGUUGCCCUAAUAAAGCUUUAAAGAUACUCCAGUUGAUCCAAAACACCGCUGCACGAUUCUUAACCAGAACCUGAAGAAGAGAUCAUAUGUCACCCGUACUAGCUUCACUGCACUGCUUACUUGUGAAAUUAUGAAUUUGAGUAAAAAUUCUCCUUCUUACAUAUAAAGCACUACCUUGUCAGGCACCGACGGCCGCCACACAGAGCCUGGGCUCCGUUCAAGUUGGCUUCGCUUGA